This is a messenger RNA of Anopheles marshallii, 3489 nucleotides long. RefSeq names its product phosphatidylinositide phosphatase SAC2 (gene sp3). The record is from RefSeq and is a predicted model, not a curated record. The transcript has 8 exons. The coding region runs from base 1 to 3489 and encodes 1162 amino acids. Lineage: Eukaryota; Metazoa; Arthropoda; Insecta; Diptera; Culicidae. Gene Ontology annotation, biological process: phosphatidylinositol dephosphorylation; regulation of endocytic recycling. Gene Ontology annotation, molecular function: phosphatidylinositol-4-phosphate phosphatase activity. Gene Ontology annotation, cellular component: early endosome; clathrin-coated endocytic vesicle.
AUGGCGAUGGAAGUGUUCCAAACCGAAACACACUACAUAUUCCUGCGAAAGGAACGUAGCCUCUGGUGGAAUCGAUAUUCGUCUGAAUUUCAGUUAAAGUGCGGAUGGGAUUUAUCAUCCGUGGACGAUAUCGAGUGUAUCGGUGUGACGCAUGGCAUCGUCGGUACGAUUGCACUGCAGGGUGUGCUGGAACCGCAUCUGAUCGUCAUCAAGGAGGUGGUACCGGUGGGCGUUCUGUAUGCUCCGCAUCUUGUAUACAAGAUUAAGAGCAUUGCCGUGCUCGGUCCGGACGGGGCCGAUACGCUGUUGCUCGGUUGCAGCAAGCACAACUCCAACCAGACGGUGAAGAUAGCACCUGCAGUACAAGGAGGUACGGGUGGUACGGUACUGCUAGAAGGGCAUCCCUCACCGAAAAGCCGUCUGUUUGAAAGUUCCGCCCUGGUGAACAAGACCUGGGGUGCGGUGAAGAGUGCUGGCAGUACGAUCCGCAACACGACAGAAAAGGCGGCCGCAAUCGCGACCAGCCAGGUAAAGUCGACCGUGAGCCUUGUUGUGAAGGAUCCGGUACGCAUCGAGAAGCGCGUCAUCGAUGAACUGCACAAGAUAUUCGACGAUACGGACAGCUUCUACUAUAGUCCCAACUGUGAUAUUACGAAUAAUCUGCAACGCCGGGGCACACCGCCAGACGAUCGGUUCUACUGGAACAAACCGAUGCUGGCGGAGUUGCUCAAGGUGACGGCGGGUGGCGAGAUGGAUGCACCCGGCGCGGACUGGGUGCUGCCGAUCAUACAGGGGUUCGUGCAGGUCGAACAGUGUGUUAUUGGGAACGAAUGCUUUACGUUGGCGCUUGUAUCGCGCCGAUCGCGCAACCGGGCCGGUACGCGCUAUAAGCGCCGUGGCGUAGACGAACAUGGCAACUGUGCGAAUUACGUUGAGACGGAGCAGGUGCUGUCGCUCCGACAGCAUCAGAUAUCGUUUACGCAGGUGCGCGGUUCGGUACCGGUGUACUGGAGCCAACCGGGUUAUAAGUAUAGACCACCGCCACGUCUCGACAGAGAUGAGCAGGAGACGCAACAAGCGUUCGAGAAGCAUUUCGAUGGUGAGCUCGGGAUCUACCAGUCGAUCUGCAUCAUAAAUUUGGUGGAGCAAAGUGGCAAGGAGAAGAUAAUAGGCGAUGCUUAUGCGAACCAUGUGCUAAAGUACAACUCGGAACGGUUGAUCUACGUGACGUUCGACUUUCACGAGUAUUGUCGAGGAAUGCGUUUCGAAAAUGUAUCCUCACUGAUUGAAUCGCUCGCACCGGAAGCGGGCGCGAUGGGAUUCCACUGGCGCGAUAACAACGGACCGAUCUGCAACCAGAAGGGUGUGUUCCGGGUCAACUGCAUGGACUGUCUCGACCGUACGAACGUGGUGCAGACGGCCAUCGGCAAGGCGGUGCUGGAAUCGCAGCUGGUCAAGCUCGGACUGGCGAUGCCAUAUUCGCAGCUACCGGACGCCCUGAAGGCACCGUUCAUGGUGCUGUGGGCGAACAACGGUGAUGUCAUCAGCCGACAGUACGCAGGAACGAAUGCGCUCAAGGGCGACUAUACGCGUACGGGCGAGCGAAAGAUUUCCGGCAUCAUGAAGGAUGGCAUGAACUCGGCCAAUCGCUACUACAUUCAACAUUUCGCCGACACGUUCCGGCAGAGUUGCAUUGAUUUGCUGCAGGGCCAGUUGAGCGAGUGCGGCUGCAUCCCGGAGGAUGACGUUUGCGAUGCGGUCGUCGGCAUUGCCACUACGGCGCUGAAACCUUUCGGUCCGGCACCGUUGACGUACUACAACUAUGGGCAGAUGUCGACCGAACAUUUGCUGCUAGAGCAGGUCGUCUUCAGUGCCAGCUAUUAUCUAGCCCGGUUUAAGGACACGUACCGUCAGGCGACGAUCGAUAUGAUGCUCGGUAACAACGUGUCGCCUGAAUCGGUGUCUGCGCUCGGUGGCAGCCAAACAGCCGCUACCGAUGAAACGGACGCCCUGGAAGGUGCCGAACAUGCCCGUCUACUGGUCGAGGACUGCCGGCGGCUGUUGCUCGGUACGGCUCAGCUUCCGGUCGGUGCCUGGGGCCUGAUCGAUGCCGAUCCAAGCACUGGUGAUCCGAGUGAAACCGAGGUGGACACCAUCCUUAUCCUGACCGACGACUGUUACAUCGUCGCGGAGUACGAUUCGCACCUGGACAAGAUCGUGCGGUUCGAGAACGUACCGCUGGAAAGCAUCACGCUGCUCGAGCUCGGUCUGUUUCAGCACAGCAAAAUGUUCCAAGGCCCGGCACCGGCCCAUCUGUGCAUUCGGUUAAACUACGCGGUGGACGGUGUGGACGGUUACUUCCACAUGUUCCGUUCGCCGAACAUUCGCUUCUUCAACAACGUAGCGGUGGUGAUACGCAAGACGGAAGAAAUCACUGAAUCGCUAACCGCGAUCGUUGAUUUGUUUCGCAUCGCGCUCCAAAACUGUGGCCGAACGGAUGUGCUGUUCCAGUGUGGUGGAAGUUUGCAGCGCCGAAAGAGCCGUACGCUGCUCUCGGUACCGGCCGGCAUACCGCGCAACUUGUCCGAAUCGCAGCUGGUACAGAUGGGCUCGAAGGCGUUCAGCAAUAUGGCGGGUCAGUUUUCGAAGAUUGGCCAAUCGUUGAAUGCGAGCAAAAUUGGGCGUGGAUCGUCGGCCGGUGGUGGAAAAACGAAGGGCAAAAAGGAUGACCAAGCGGUUGAACAGACCGGCGGCAAGGGUGGCCGUCGGGAAGGGUCGAGCGGUUCGGUCAGCUCGUUCGGUGGUGGCAGCGGACCGAGUGGGGCAGGCACUGCUGGGGGAUUGCGACCGGGGUCUGCGCACACGGGUAGCAAAAUGGAACGUUCCAGCUCCGAGUCGGAAGAAGCGGAAUGCACCAGCAUCUACGAACCGGAGGAUCUGGUCGAACAGAACCCACUGUACAACGAGAACGUUUUUCUACCCUCGGUCGGUAUCGUGAUGGGCGGUGGUGGCAACGAACCUGCCGACGUCGUUUCAGCAAAUAAUGUGCUGGAGGAGAAGGAUAGCAUCGCGAAGAUGUCGUCCGAUCUGUCCACGAUGUCUAUAUCGUCGGUGACGGAUCACAUCAACAUGCCGGUCGGUAUGCUCGAAUGUGCGUCACCGAUACGUGUCAGCAGCCCGACACCGGAAAUCUUCGUGGACGAUGGUGAACCAAAUGCUGCCCGGCAGGGUCGCAACAUGAGCCUUAAUCUACAGGCCCCGAGCAGCGGUGGCGAUAAUGCGCUGAGGCAGCUCAAGAAGCUUACCAGUCCGCUGUCAAACAUUGGCAAAGGUUUGCAGACACUCGGCGCCAACCUGGAUCCGAGGAAAAUAGCUGUAAAGAGCCCGGUCGCUCCGGUAAGAAGCACCAGCGCCGCUUUUGCCGAGAUCAAACAGCUGGAGGAAAAAUGGGAAAAGGCCAGCUGUCGCACCAAGCUAAUUGCCCUGUGA